Silurus meridionalis is the source of this 1766-nucleotide messenger RNA. It is a transcript of the gene tmprss4b, whose product is annotated as transmembrane serine protease 4b. Lineage: Eukaryota; Metazoa; Chordata; Actinopteri; Siluriformes; Siluridae. Gene Ontology annotation, molecular function: protein binding; serine-type endopeptidase activity. Gene Ontology annotation, biological process: proteolysis. The transcript is spliced from 12 exons. The record is from RefSeq and is a predicted model, not a curated record. Bases 191 to 1486 code for a protein of 431 amino acids. Gene Ontology annotation, cellular component: membrane.
GAUGGACACGUGAUGUCAUGGGUGAUGUCAUGUGAUCUGGGCAUUCUCAUUGGUCAAGGCUGUCUGUCAGGAGGAUAUGCUCUAGUGCACAUGGUCUAGCCACCCCACACACACACAAAACAAACAAACACACAACUAUAGACGAUUAGACAACAAGAUCUACACACACACACACACACACAGUCUGGCCAUGUCGAGGAGGUUAUCAAAGUUGCAGACGGAGAGGAAGAAGAGGCUGAGGUUUGCUCUGAUGAUCUUCUGCUGUGUUCUGCUGAUAUUAAUAACCCUGGCACUGGCACUGCAUUACAUCAUCAGGCACAUAAACUCGAAAUUCUACUUCUGCACUGAGUCGAUGGUGUUUGUUCCCAUCAGAAAGUUGUGUGAUAGAAAGUUCGACUGUGAUGCAGGAGAGGACGAGCUCAACUGUGUGUCCAGCCUGAGGACCAACACCACAUACCCCGUGAGAUUGAUGGGUGAGAGUUUGGUUUUGCAGGUUUUGGUUAAGGACAACACAUGGAGCACUGUAUGUGCAGACAACUGGAGAACCCAACUCACUCGAUUAGCCUGCCAGGACCUGGGAUACACCCAGAGCCCUCGGAGUAUCCAAAUACCUGUGCGGAGUCUCCAUCCUGACCUGCGGACUUCCUUUAGUGGCGUCAGUAACGAAGGCCAAGAAGCAAGCGCAAGCAUCCAGGAUGUACUCGGUGUGAGAGAUCAGUGCGCCUCAGGUUCAGUCAUAUCGCUGUCUUGCUCUGACUGUGGUGAGGUGGUUGGUGAAGAUCGGAUCGUCGGCGGUACGGAUACAACGAUCGAGUCGUGGCCGUGGCAGGUUAGUCUCCGCUGGGACACGCAACACGUGUGUGGAGGAUCGCUAAUCUCGAAGCGAUGGGUCAUCAGCGCCGCUCAUUGCUUCACUGGAAGAAUUAAAGAACUGAGCCAGUGGAGUGUACUUCUGGGCCAAACCUAUAUAACAACCUCUGGGGGGGUGUCCGUGGAAAACAUCGUCCUUAACAAUGCCUACAACUCCGUCACACAUGACUAUGACAUCGCCAUGGUCCGCCUCGCCUCCGAUGUUCUUCCUGGAGCCUCCAUCCAUCCAGUCUGCCUUCCCCCAUACCAGCUGUCAAUCACGGCAGGAGACGAGCUCGUUGUGACUGGGUGGGGCGUUGUCCAUGAGAACGGCCAGCUGUCCAACGUCCUUCAGAAAGCCACGGUUCCUCUGAUUGACAGGUCCACGUGUUCCAAUGCAUCCAUCUAUGGUUCCGCCGUCACUCCCAGGAUGCUGUGCGCCGGCUUCCUGAAAGGCGGAGUCGAUUCCUGUCAGGGGGACAGCGGGGGACCGCUGGUGUUCUUGUCGUCCCGGUGGCAUUUGGUGGGUGUGGUAAGUUGGGGAGGUGGCUGUGCUCGGAAAGGCCUUCCUGGAGUUUAUACCGACGUCCGACAGCUACUGAACUGGAUCUACAGCAUCAUGGUUAAAUAUCCCUGACGGUUUGCUGCUGUGGAGAUGUGUCAGUGGGAGUAGACGUUAUAGAAUUGUGUGGUCAUGUCUAUCGGGCCACGCAUUCACUGUCUGCAAAUUAUUUCUCUACAUAUGAGCGGAAACGUUGGGCAUUUCAGGCACUUUAUUUUAAUUUAAUAUUUUGAGUGUUCAGAUUUUUGUAGUGUUUACAAUACAGACACAAAGGUUGUACCAUGGCUUGUGUUUUAGCUCUGUUACUCGGGGAAAUGAUCAGGAAUUAAUAUUUCAAUAAAGAGAUUGAAAGGAA